UACCGGCAGGGGCGGAACCGGCCGGGAUCACCUGGGCCCAGGCGGAACUGAGGGGUCGGGUCACCGCACGAAGAACACCCAGACUCACCUGUGCGGGGGCCGGAGGCGGGGCCGGCCCCCACCCUCACCGAAGCCGGCGGAAACCUCGGCCGGGAGCGGCCCCCGGGCUCGCCCUGCGCGCUGGGGCGGCGCCCCCGCUGGCCACCUCCUAGCGGCACUCCGCCCGUCCGCGCGUCCGUCCCGGCGCGGCCGCCAUGACCUGGAGCGCCACGGCCCCGGGCGCCCACCAGCCCGACAACACCGCGUUCACGCAGCAGCGCCUCCCCGCCUGGCAGCCGCUGCUGUCGGCCAGCAUCGCGCUGCCGCUCUUCUUCUGCGCGGGCCUGGCUUUCAUCGGCCUGGGCCUGGGCCUCUUCUACUCCUCCAAUGGCAUCAAGGAGCUCGAGUACGACUACACGGGCAACCCGGGCACCGGCAACUGUUCGGCGUGCGCCCUGGCCGACCAGGGCCGCGCACCGCCGCUUCGCUGCUCGUGCGCCUGGUACUUCUCGCUGCCCGAGCUCUUCCCGGGCCCCGUGUACCUCUACUACGAGCUGACCAAUUUCUACCAAAAUAACCGGCGCUACGGAGUGUCCCGCGACGACUCGCAGCUGAGCGGGCUGCCCAGCGCGCUGCGCCACCCGGCCAACGAGUGCGCCCCCUACCAGCGCAGCGCCACCGGCCUGCCCAUCGCGCCCUGCGGCGCCAUCGCCAACAGCCUCUUCAACGACACCUUCUCGCUGUGGCACCAGCGCCGGCCCGGCGAGCCCUACGUCGAGGUGCCGCUCGAUCGCACCGGCAUCGCCUGGUGGACCGACUGCCACGUUAAGUUCCGCAACCCGCCGCUGGUGAACGGCAGUCUGGCGCUGGCUUUCCACGGCACCGCGCCCCCGCCCAACUGGCACAGGCCGGUCUACGAGCUGAGCCCCGACCCGAACAACACCGGCUUCAUCAACCAGGACUUCGUGGUGUGGAUGCGCACGGCGGCGCUGCCCACGUUCCGCAAGCUGUACGCGCGCAUCCGCCAGGGCAACUACUCGGCCGGGCUGCCGCGCGGCGCCUACCUCGUCAACAUCACCUAUAACUACCCGGUGCGAGCCUUCGGCGGCCACAAGCUCCUCGUCUUCAGCAACAUCUCGUGGAUGGGCGGCAAGAAUCCCUUCCUGGGCAUCGCCUACCUGGUCGUGGGCUCCCUGUGCAUCCUCAUGGGCUUUGUCAUGCUGGUGGUCUACAUUCGCUACCAGGACCAGAACGACGAGGAGGAGGACGAAGAAUGAUUCCGGCUACUUGCCAAACAAAACUGGCAAGCUUCGUAGGCUUCUCCCCCUCGAUUCCAAUCCCAAUUCCAACCUCUCCUCACUUUUCCUCCUGUUGUGAUGAGGGGACCAGAGGGAGGAAUUAUACCCACUUGCUGGGGUGUUUGGAUGGCAGGAUGAGACGAUCUUAACAAAUUCUCCCCAUCUUCACGAUUUCCCAAGUUGACCUGUUAGGUUCUUAAAGUCUUCGGCAUCUGAGCAUGGAAGCGACGGUGGAGAUUCCUUGUUCAACUUCUAUCUGAUGAGAAGAGUGAGACCUAGAGACGUUAAAUAACUUAUUCAAGGUCACGUAGCUACUCGUUGGCUCCUGACUCUGACUCUUAUCACUACAACACAGUGGUUUUCUUGCGGGGAGGGGGGCUGGAGGAGAGAGUAAAGCCCUCAAAUAACUUCCAGAGGUGUGGAGGGGUGGGAAAGAAUAUAUUUGUGAAAAAUGUAGACAGAUUAGGAAGCACUAUCCCCAGAUGCUGACACACGCAGGAGUGCACCUCCUAAAGCUGUAUUUUAACAAGCCUGUCUGGAGAUCCCUCCUGUAUUCCCUCAAAUUCUGGAAUCACUGCCCUGAACCAGGGAGCGAGUAGAAUACUGGCUGUUUCCCUGUUUUCUCAUGUGUCUGAGGUUGGGCCUGAAGCAGUCAUGUGAGCCCAGCUUUUCAGGUAGUCAUUUGUUCCCAGGGGCUGUAACAAUCAUAAUGUUGCCCU
Molecule: messenger RNA, 2056 nt
Organism: Panthera uncia (snow leopard)
Lineage: Eukaryota; Metazoa; Chordata; Mammalia; Carnivora; Felidae
Gene: CDC50B
Product: transmembrane protein 30B
Exons: 1
Coding region: 255-1316 (353 amino acids)
Biological process (GO): phospholipid translocation
Cellular component (GO): plasma membrane; Golgi apparatus; endoplasmic reticulum
Source: RefSeq, a predicted model, not a curated record